Lineus longissimus is the source of this 6357-nucleotide messenger RNA. Its product is annotated as AP2-associated protein kinase 1-like. The record is from RefSeq and is a predicted model, not a curated record. The transcript is spliced from 17 exons. Bases 216 to 4394 code for a protein of 1392 amino acids. NCBI's taxonomy places the organism in Eukaryota, Metazoa, Nemertea, Pilidiophora, Heteronemertea, Lineidae. Gene Ontology annotation, biological process: protein phosphorylation. Gene Ontology annotation, molecular function: ATP binding; protein kinase activity.
UGUUCAUCGGUGGAUGUGGCUGAAAUAAAUGAUAAAUAUACGUACAUUCUUCAUCGAAAUUAUAGUUUUUCAUGUCAUUUUGGGUGUAGAUGUCAUUCAUGGUGCCAAACAACCAAGGUCGGGGGUGAUACACAUGUUAGUUGGGACGUUGAACGGUUGGCAAGUCGCCUGCUGACCCGUCGCCCCUCUCCAGAGAAAAAUCUGAAAGUGCAAAAAUGAAGAAGUUGUUUUCCAAGUUUGACGCGAACAUUGCCCAAGAAAAUACAUUUCUUGGCAAAACUUUUCAAGUGGGAAGGUUUUCAGUGAGCGUGGAUGAUGUUAUAGCCGAGGGUGGUUUUGCUAUAGUUUUCCUGGUGAAAGCUCAAAAUGGCAACCGCUAUGCCUUGAAGAGGAUGUACGUGAACAGCGAACAUGACUUGAAUAUCUGCAAAAGGGAAAUUCAGAUUGCAAAAUCCCUUAGCGGACACAAGAACAUUAUUCGUUGUAUCGACUCUAGUAUUACACCGACUGGCAAUGGAGUUCACGAGGUCCUCAUACUUAUGCAAUACUGUAAAGGUUCUGUGAUCAACCAAAUGAAUGAGAGGAUUAACUCUGGCUUCUCUGAGGCGACUGUGCUGAGAAUUUUCUGUGAUAUGUGCGAAGCUGUGUCUCGGCUUCAUCAUUGUCAAACUCCAAUUAUCCACAGGGACUUGAAGGUGGAGAAUAUCUUGAUUGAUGAUAGUGGGAACUUCGUCUUAUGCGACUUCGGAAGUGCUACGGCAAAAUUUCUCAAUCCACAGACGCGUGGUGUGAAACAGGUUGAGGAUGAAAUAGCAAAAUAUACCACCCUGCCCUGUCGAGCCCCAGAAAUGAUAGAUCUGUACAGCGGGAAAAAUAUCACAACGAAAGCAGAUAUAUGGGCAUUAGGAUGUAUGUUAUAUAGAUUAUGUUACUUCACAUUGCCAUUUGGAGAGAGCUCCCUCGCCAUACAGGGUGGGAACUUCACGGUUCCCGACUAUACCAAGUAUUCUAAGGAACUGCUUGCUCUAAUUAGGUAUAUGCUGGAGGUAGAUCCUGAUAAUAGACCCGAUAUAUAUCAAGUGUCAUAUGUAGCCUUUAAAAUAACAAGGAGAGAAAAUCCAGUGCCCAAUUUGCACUCUCGCAGCAUUCCAGAUAUUUCACAACUUCCACUUCCCAUGACUGAAGCUGAUGCUAGACAAAUCAAAACGAAUACCACAAGGGCCGUACCUACGACUAUUGUGGAGAGUACAACAGUGAAGCCACGCCAGCGGCCUAAGGGCACGAUACCAAGUGGUGGUCUAGGUAUUCCUAUACAGACAACUGUUACACCGAGGAAGCGGCCUGUGGCUAGCAAUCCUCAGACACCUGUUGAAGUUCAAGCAGCCAUGCAGACGUUCCCUGGUGGCCAGGCGCCACACUUUCUAGCUGUGCCUGGUGCACCGGGCGUAACAACGAGUCCAAUGCCAAGCCCGAUGGGACCACCUUCAUCUCAACCUAUGCAGACGGCAACCACGCCUCAGCAGAGCAUGUACGCUCCACAGUUAGUCUCUCCACAACCGCCGGCGCCGCAACUAGUCUCCCCACAACCAGGCCUGAUGCCAAGUCCGCAUUCUGCUUUCCAUCAGUUCCAACCACAAGUCCAGGUUAAUUAUCAACAGAUGCCCUCUCAAGGAUAUAAUAAUCAUCAAAACCACACUGCGGUGACACCACAAGGACAGCAAAUGCAGUUUCCGCCAAACCAGCCGAUGUCGCAAAUCCCGGCGUUGAUGACGACAUCACAACCUUGUCCCCAGGCAGCUUUGUUUGGUAACACAUCAUAUCCAGAUCCCUUUAGACAAGAGAUGCCGACGGAUUCCCUCAUUCAGUUGGAAGGACGAUCACAACAGAUGGCUCACAAAGCACAAUUUGAUAUACCGUCACAGCAGACGUCACAAGUUCGUCCCCAAGGGAGUUCUCAGACGGACGGUGUAUUCAAAGCACCAUUGCCUCCUAAACCUCGUCCUCUUAGUAGACAGACGCCUGAUCUAGUGAUAUCUGUGACGCCACCAUCUUCACCAAAGCAUCGUACAGAACGUCAUCGCAGAAACGUCAGCGACACAUCGGCAAUCAGCGUCGAUAUGAAAAAUGCACCCAAAGUUAACUCUCCUAACAGUAACCCUAGUCAAUUACAGCCACCAAGUAAUUUAUCUGGAAAGUCCAAAUCAGCUUCCACCACCCCUACACACUCUCCUCCUAGAACUCCCCAAAGACCCCUGUCUGCUGAUAUUUCGGAAUGGAAUCCUUUCGGUGAUGAUAACUUUGGUUCCCUUAAUGAAGAUACCAUAUUUGGAAAGGAAUUUGAUCGUUUAAGACGUGGAUCCAAUAGUAGUAUAUCUAACGUGAAGAGUAGAGAAGAUUUAGUGAUGUCUAAUACAGAUUUCACAGAUCCAUUUGGUGCUGCCCCCUUUAAUCCUGCAGGCUAUAAAUCUCGACCAAGUACAAACGAAAGUGGACGAUCACAGAGAAGUGGCUCUUCAAGUUCCCGGUCCAGCGUUGGAGAUGGCUACACGAGGCUGAAAAGGAGUAGCAGUGACAAGGCAUUGUCUUCCCAAAAGAAGGAGCCGGAAUCUGUCCUUAACACGAGUUUCCAGAGCGAUCACUCCAAGUCGAGUAUGCGCUCACAUGAACUUUUCGGGGUGCUACGCGGGAAGGACCCGGACGACAAAUCGCGCUAUCAUCAACUUGUCGCAGGCGAGGAUUCUGACGAUGGCGUUACUGCGGAAACCCGGAGCGAACACAGCUCAACGUAUCCGCAUUCUCCAGAUUAUAGCUCCGAUGACGAAAUGGAGAAAACUGACACGUUGCCAGGAAAGUCUAAGAAACAUUUUAAUUACCAGGAAUUAGAUGAUGAGUAUGGGAGAAAAAACACGACAUUAGAAUACAAACCAGAGACUGAGCGUGGUCCGACUAUGCAGGCACGUUCUUUUGAUUUGCCUGAGCGGGCAGGGGUUAGUGUUAGUGGAGGUGGCAGGGGGAAUGCCAGUCGAGGAGGAGAGAGCCAUCAGGACAGGAUUGUUGGUCAUCAGUAUGGAGUGCGGCCACUUUUGGAUGAUGAUGAGCUCUCAGAUGGUCAUAAUCCUGUAAAGGAGGAAACACGAUCUGGCAUUGAUAGUGCCCUGAGUAACAGUGCUGGAAGUAGUGUACUCAGUGCAGCAUUGUCUCCUCCAGUGUCGCCACCUUUUGGAGGUGAAAAAUCGGAUAUUUUUGGAUCAGCUCCAUUCAAAAAGCCCACAUCUAUCAAGAAAAAGAAAAUGGUGAAGAAAGGAAGUAUUGCUAGUCCGGAUACUUUUGAGGGUUACCGAGGUGCUAAGUCUCCACCCUCAGCUACCACCUCACCACCAGUACAGUCUAGUCACACGUCAAGAGAACAUGUUGAUGUAUUUGGUAGUGCUCCGUUCAAGGCCAUCUCUCCUCCGUUAGCUGGUACACCAACUGCAGAACAGAGGAGCGGGUUUAGCCAGUUACAGCAGCGUGGAAGCAACAACCAUACCCCAACGUCUAGUACGCCAAUGUCACCUAUGCGCCCAGACCCGUUUGGAUCAGGGCCAUUCCUAGCUGGGUCUUCGAUGUCUGCACAGAUGACUGCAUCUGCUCAAAUGAUGCCCCCACAACGGCAAGCCAUUACGCCUCAAGACCAACUAUCUAAGCCUUCAUUUGCCCAGCAGGUGCAGCACCAGCAGAUGACGGUGCAACAAGAUAUGUUUGGGGCCACACCUUUCACAUCUAAUUUCCCUUCGCAGGCGUCUGGAGAGAAACGACGGACAUUCGGUAGUCAGCCUUUGCCCACAGAAACCAGUCAGUUAUUGCAACAAUCUAAUACUGGGUUUGCCAUGCAAAUGCAAGAUUUGGUAUCUCAACGUUUUCAUUCCAAGCACUUGGGCUCGCAAUCCAACGAUCAUAAUUCUGGUAGUGAUGAGAAGCCAAGUCCGCGGGGAUCAAUGCGCGACAAAAAAUCAAAAGAGAAAUCACAUGAUGAAAAUGUUGACUCUGGGUCGUUGAAGCGUAAAAUGAAAAAGAAAGGUGGCAAAGAGAAGGGUGCACAGGGGCAGGGAUUGUCGAAUAUGAGUUAUGAAGACCAAAACAGUGAGGAGGAUGGUUUGGAGUAUGGACAGUGGUCCAUCAAUACAAAUCCUGCUUUCUCCGAGGCAGACUCGAAUGAGGAGGAUGCAAGACUGCGACGAGGCGUAGGCAGUGAGGCUUUAAGGUUGAGUAAUAUGGCGAAUUAUGGACCAGAGAGCCAACACAUGAUGCGUGGUGGUGUUGGCGGUAGGAAAAUGAACCGCUCUGUUACCACCCCUGGCACAAGUGUGGAAGCUUUCACAGCCAGAAAGAAAAUGACUAGUCUAUUUAAGUAAGGUAGAAAUUACUGUGGUUCAGUUGCUGUGAUAUAGAAGUUGAUACUACUUUUUCCGAUCAAAAAUAUGUGCAUGCUUACAAUGCACUUUAUUGAUGAUACAUGAUAAAACAUGAGACCAAAUUUGAAAUGGCUGCUGUAUCCACUUCCAUGAAGCAUGUGACCAGAACCACAUCAGUUUCUGGCUUGGAAGAUACCAAAAAAAUCAUCAUUUGUAAAUAUCGCAUUUAGAUUGUUUGCUACAUCUGCUGAGGACUUGAGAUUAACCCUAUGAUUUCUAGAUAUGUUGUGCCAAUCACUCUAAAAAUACACGCUUACAUGUAACUUUGUUUUUAAUUACCUAGGUUCAAUUACUAAUUUGAAUAAGCCAAUUUUUUAGAUCAGUUCGGUUUGUGGGUUUGCCUUGGUAUAAAGGGUUAAUGUUUUUACAAAUCUUUUACUGAUUGGUUCAGAGAAAAACUUCUUGUAAUCUCUGAAGACCUGUUAUUGCCACAUCACACAUGUUAUUGCCAUUUAUGUCAAGACGUUAUUCCCAAUGAAAGUUUUGGUGAUAAUAUGUAUGCAACGCAAGAAUUUUAUUAAUUCUUGUUGGUGAUUAUAUGUUUGCUGACGUAGUCACCCUUUGAUAAACUGGCAUUUGACUUGUUUGCUGUUAAUUGAACCAAGAUAAUACAUGACUGUAUCCAAAUGUAAGGAGAUUAUUUUACAAUUUUUCUCCCUCUCAUGCUGUUGUUGCAAAGAUUGUAUUCAUGUUUUACCCAGUUAAUAAUAUCCUUUAUUCAGUUGUGACAUGAGAAGACAUAAUACUGUGUAUAAUUAGCUACUUGCAAUUCAUUCCUCUCUCUACAGUUAUAGAACCCAAGUAUAUAUGGACUACCAAUACACUAGUUUUGAUCUUAAAAAUUUCACCAUUUUAGUAGGAAUUUGAUGCAUAGACCGUUCAUAAUUACAUAUAGAAGCCUAUUCUUGAGUUUUCUGAGACAAAUUUUAGCACUGCGCAUUUCACUCUGUAUAUUAUAACAGCAUUUUAUACCGGUGUCUCUCGUAUUCUGAUAUUCAAUCUCUUGUAAAUCUAUGAAAUAACUCUUUAACUUUAAUAUGAUUGCUGCAAAUAAAUGCACAGCUGUUCUGUAUGUAAGGCCUGAACUUAAAUCUCAUGGGCACUUGAAAUUGUUUAUCAGAAGACAAUUUGCUUCGCUGUGAGGGACUUCCUAUUUCAAGCUUCUGUGGAAGACAUUUCCAAGUUCCUAUGAUUGUUCAUUAUCAUGCAUUUAUUUGCUCCUCCAUCUUCUUGGCAGAAUAAGUGGUACCAAAUCAUUAAACAAAUUGAUAGCAUCCAAUUCAUGUAACUUAUAGCCUAUGUGAUGAUGUAAGCAAUUUCUAAAUGUUUGAUUUGUAGUGGAAUAACCAAAAUAUUCAAUUCGGACAUACUGUGUGCAUGGGUUGAAGCUGGUUGAAAGGCACCUUUACAUUGGCCUAUUGCAGUUUUUUAAAAGUCUUACAGUAUUUGAAUUUUUGAAAUGUGAUGUCCAGGGUGUUGGAUGGUACUGAAAGGGGGUGACUUCGGUAGUUUGGACAUUUAAACAUGAUAUAGUACAUGUAAAUGGGUGUAGCUUUAUUUUCUUUGUCGAUUCCGGAUGCUCUGGUCUUGGAGAAGCUGUUGCAAAAACCUUAUGCUGCUAUGGUUAACAGAGUCUGUUGAGGGGUUUAAAGUGUUAAGACCCUCCUUCAUUAAAACUUUAUGAAUCUCUAAUGAGAAGUCUCAAAAGCCUAACUAAGAAAUUCUGUCUGCUAUAAUUUAAUGGGAUGGACAGCUCUGUUAGAUGGUGAAAUGAUUCAACUUGUUCGAUAUUGUAUAAACUAACGAAUAUGAUUAUCAAUUUAUGUACAUGUAUAAACAUUAUGUGAAUCCAAUAAGUAAAUAGAUGUAAAUAUUAUAUGAUGAAUACAAAAAUAUGUAUAUA